AUGAGCUCCAAGUUCCUGCUCGACAGCAUGCUGCCCAAGUACCACCACCAGCUGUACCAGCACCAGCAGCACCACCAGCACCUGCUGGCGCCGCCGGGCGCGUCCACGCUCUUCUCGCCGUCGCCCGACUACUCGGGCGCCGUCGCCAGCAACAACUCUCCCAGCUCCGGCGGCUCGUCGUCGCCGCCGCCGCCCCCGACGGCGUCGGCCGUGUCGUCCGCGGCGGCGGCCGCGGCGGGCCGCAUGUACCCGUACGUGAGCGCGGCCGCCGUGCACCACCAUCACCACCAGGCGUUCGCCGGGGGCGGCAUGGUGCCGCCCGGCGCCUUCACGUCGCCGUCGGCCGCGCUGGCGGCGGCGGCGGCCGUAGACGCGGUGGCGGCCGCCGCCGCCGAGAAGAGCUGCCGCUACACCGCCGGCUCCGGGGGCGGCACCGGCGACAACGGCGCCGGGGCCGUGGCGGCCGCCUCCAGCCCCUCGGGGGCGGUCGUGUCGGCGUCGGCCGCGGCGGCCACGGCGUCCGCCUCCAUGGCGGCGGCGGCGCAGUUCUACCACCAGGCGGCGGCGGCGGCUGCGGGGGCGGGCGCCGACCCGCUGGGCACGUCCUGCUCGCAGCCGGGGGCGGCGGCGGCGGCGGCCACGCAGCCCCUGCCGGACAUCCCGCGCUACCCCUGGAUGUCCAUAACUGACUUGCCCCCACCUGAUUGGAUGAGCCCAUUCGACCGCGUUGUCUGUGAACUUCCGGCCUCCAUCCGGUGA
This is a messenger RNA of Schistocerca piceifrons (Central American locust), 759 nucleotides long. Its product is annotated as homeobox protein abdominal-A homolog. The coding region runs from base 1 to 759 and encodes 252 amino acids. The record is from RefSeq and is a predicted model, not a curated record. NCBI's taxonomy places the organism in Eukaryota, Metazoa, Arthropoda, Insecta, Orthoptera, Acrididae. The transcript is spliced from 5 exons.